AUGAAGACAGAAAGUGAGGCCGCGCCUUCGAGUCAAAAAGGUCUUCUAGCUGCAGACAAUGACCCCGACACCCUCUGGGCCCGCACCGCCAGAACCCGCUACCUCAAGACGAUAGCGUUCGCCCUCCUCCCCAGCCCCGUACAGCGGCGCCUUGUGCCCUCCGGGUUCAAAGCGUCCCGCCUGCACCCCACCGCCUACCUCGACGGCCUUCGCGGUCUGGCAUCCCUGUCCGUCUGCCUGCUGCACUACACCUCGAACUUCGCCCCGCGCCUCAACGCCUCCUACGGCGUCUCCGACGACAAGAUGCAUUCGUCGCCGCUGCAACUGCCUUUCAUCCGCGUGCUGUACACCGGCCGACCGUUCGUGCACGUCUUUUUUGUGAUUUCCGGUUUCGUGCUCUCGCUGAAGCCGCUAAGGUUAGCGCGCGCGCAUAACUACGCCGAUCUGCACACCACGCUCUCCUCGUCCGUGUUUCGGCGCGGGUUGCGCCUGUAUCUGCCGUGUGUGGCGUCAACUUUCGUCAGCUUCUGGUUCAUGCACAAUGAUUGGGGUUAUCCGCCGCUUGUCAAGGGGGGUUUCUGGCCGGAACUGGCGCACUGUUUCCACGAGUUGUGGGUGUUUGCUUCGCAGCCGUGGAAUUGGGACAGACGGCAGGAUCCGCCGUAUGAUGGUCAUUUGUGGACGAUUCCGGUUGAGUUGUCCAUGUCGAUGCUUUUGUUUAUCACGAUCACAGGCCUGUCUAGGUGUAAGACGUGGGUUCGCCUCACGGUGACCAUGGCCAUUAUAUGGUACACGCUGCAGUGCAAACAUUGGGCGCCAGCCGAAUUUUUAGCCGGUGCGCUCAUUGCGGAGUUCGGCCUGAUUCAGGACGAAUACAAGAACGCGCACGCUGUAGCUCUGGAUCCGGCGACCGACGUGGAAAAAGACAGCGACGAGUUCCAGAUCAAUCUUCCGUCUUCGACAAAGAAUGCAAUAGGCAAAGCUUGGGAAAUCUUCUGGUGGUGCCAGCUUGUAAUAGCGCUCUACAUCUGUGGUUGGCCCACAGCCAAGGCCCACGAGGUCCCUUUCUUCCGAUGGCUGCAACAAAGAUCGCCAGAUAAUCCUUGUCCGGACACAUUCUGGUUCAUACCAGUCUCGUUUCUAAUCGUUGGUGCAUGCCAUCAGCUGGCUCCACUGCAGAAGAUCUUGACAACGCCAUUCGUCCAGUACUGGGCGUCGAUAUCCUAUGCGCUAUAUCUUAUGCACGGUCCGGUGAUGCACGCUGUGUACUUUACCAUGGAACCCGUUUUCCGCAUGAACGGUGGCAAAGACGGCGCUGGUUUUUGGGGCUAUCAUCUUCAAUGGUUCGCUGGGCUUUUUCUUACUGGUAUACCCAUUGUGUGGGCAUCUGAUCUGUUUUGGAGAUUUGUGGAUCAGCCGUGCGUCCACAUGGCGAGGUGGCUGGAUCGAAAGUGUCUAGACAAGCAGGACUGA
Messenger RNA from Letharia columbiana, 1473 nucleotides. RefSeq lists its product as uncharacterized. Gene Ontology annotation, biological process: polysaccharide biosynthetic process. Lineage: Eukaryota; Fungi; Ascomycota; Lecanoromycetes; Lecanorales; Parmeliaceae. Gene Ontology annotation, cellular component: membrane. The record is from RefSeq and is a predicted model, not a curated record. The coding region runs from base 1 to 1473 and encodes 490 amino acids. The transcript has a single exon. Gene Ontology annotation, molecular function: acyltransferase activity, transferring groups other than amino-acyl groups.